Molecule: messenger RNA, 375 nt
Organism: Funneliformis geosporum
Lineage: Eukaryota; Fungi; Glomeromycota; Glomeromycetes; Glomerales; Glomeraceae
Source: the annotation of a GenBank genome assembly
UUAACCUUGAUAAGACAUUAUCUAAACUUUGUCCAAACGGUAUUGAUAUCUACUUUGAAAACGUCGGCGGUGAAACAUUGGAGGUAGUCCUAAAUCAUUGCAAUCGCUUUGCUCGCAUACCAAUUUGUGGUAUGAUAUCACAAUAUAAUAUUACGAAUCCAGAAGAGAAGUAUGGAGUAAAAAAUUUAGAAUUGGUCUUUCAUAAAAGUAUUUGUAUUCAAGGAUUUCUUGUAUCGGAUUAUUAUGGAAAUCAAGUUGAAAAAGAUUUUGAAAGGGAUAUGUUAGAAUGGGUUAAAUCCGGUAAAAUCAUUUGUAAAGAAAAUAUUAUCGUGGGAAUCGAAAAUGCUGUAAAAGGUUUUAUUGAUAUGUUCGCCG